Messenger RNA from Pocillopora verrucosa, 471 nucleotides. NCBI's taxonomy places the organism in Eukaryota, Metazoa, Cnidaria, Anthozoa, Scleractinia, Pocilloporidae. The record is from RefSeq and is a predicted model, not a curated record.
AUGAAGCACCAUAUCUCCGCCUGUGAAAUAUGUAGAGAAUUCGACAGCACCACAUACCCAAAGGAGACACUAAUGUCCCACGAGGUCCCAUCCCGUUCUUGGGAGAAGAUCGCCACAGACGUCUUUACUCUUGAUGGCAAGUACUACCUGGUCACCAUAGACUACUAUAGCAAUUUCUGGGAGGUGGACAGGUUGCCGAACACUAAAGCCAGCACCACCAUUCUGAAGCUAAAGAGUCACUUUGCUCGCUACGGUAUACUUGAUCAAGUGAUCAGUGACAAUGGGCCACAGUUUACAGCUGACGAAUUCGCUGAAUUCUCCAGAAAAUGGGAUUUUGAGCACUUUACCAGUAGCCCUGGAAAUAGCAAAGCCAAUGGCAAGGCCGAGUCUGGGGUGAAGACAGUCAAGCGUAUUCUGAAGAAAUCAAUCAGGGCUGGAACCGACCCAUACCUCGCCGUACUCGACUAUUGA